Molecule: messenger RNA, 2946 nt
Organism: Trichoderma asperellum CBS 433.97
Lineage: Eukaryota; Fungi; Ascomycota; Sordariomycetes; Hypocreales; Hypocreaceae
Biological process (GO): nucleoside metabolic process
Molecular function (GO): catalytic activity
Source: RefSeq, a predicted model, not a curated record
AUGCUGCCCACAGAAUCUCUCGGAUGGAUUGGCUUUCAAGCAUUGAAAGUUCGCUUGGCAGGCCGCCUCGUGGUACUUGCGAAGCGUGAAGCUGAUGAGGAUCGGCCUACCAAAUACCAGAACGACGUCGAUCUCUUGGACUGGGACCUUCGAGACAUCUUCAAGACGGCUACUUUAGAUAUUGAUCUCAUUUGUGAGGAUUUUCAGGAUUUAGAGGAGACAGCACAAGACCUGCUGUUAUCGCUUAAUGAUAUGGUUAAUGAGGAUAUAAUUUACUCUCCAAAGACGUCUGCUCACAAUGGCUCUCACGACAUUACGAAAAUAAAGAAUGCAUACCCGAAAUUGUCGGCACUGAUGCUUUAUCUCGAUGCAUCUGGUUACGGUCAAUUUAACUUGGUAGGUGGUCCAGGGCCAUCUCUAUUUAUACUACCCCGUGGCCAUAUUGGAGACCAAAUUGCAGGCCAGGUAUUGGCUUGGAAGAUGUUUCUACAACGAAUAGUAGCACGAUCGGAUGAAUCACAAAACUGGCUUGGAAUUGGAGCUUCGCAGUCCCCAAUGUGCGUAGGCUCGAUAAAGCCAGCAGAACAAAAGCUCAGCAUGGUUCAAAAUCCCGUAGGCGUUGUCAUGGACGCUAUUUUGAAAGAGUUUCAACAAACACACUGCGGUAUAACCCACGAAGUCAAGUCGAGGGUUUUGGAGGAGCUAUAUACUAGCCCAUCUCAGCCAAGGCUCGAAAUGUUAUUAUCUUGUUGCCAAUCUGAGCGUGACUGGCAAGAGGCUAUAUGCGAUUUAUUCAGGAAUUCUGUUAACUUGAAAGAGAAAAAUGACAUUUGCGUCGCCAUUCACAAAACUUGGAAACAGCGGACAAAACUUCGUUUUUUCGUGGAUCAGAGGGGGCUAUAUGAUGUCACGGACGAAGGACCGCCAGUAUCAACGUCUCUCCACGACCAUGAAGAGGAGGGACUCAAUUCACUGCUCGAUAAAAAUGCGUUUCGUCCUAUUAGCCCCGGGGCCUAUCUGAGAGGCAUGACCAUACGAAGAUUCGACUAUCGAGAAAAGACGGCCCUGGCUCUGUCCCUGGCUAGAUGCUUACUGGUAUUCUUCGAUAAGAACCUCGAGCGAGCUUUCUGUAACUGGUCAGCGGAAAACAUUUUUUUCAUGCACUCUUCUCGUCCUUAUGGAGAGCUUCCGCGCUGGCAUAUUUUGGUAGGGUCACAACCUCCCAGCUUCAACUAUCCCAACAUCCUUCAUAAAAUUGUUCCAGGCAAUCCAGUUUUGUUAUCAUUUGCCAAAUUAUUAUUGGAAAUUAUUAACGGCGAGAGGAUACCUCUUGAGAUUGAUUUGCAGAAUAUUAGCAAAAACAUUGGAAACUGGGCUCAGAUGUGUAGCUACGUGGAGGAGGCACGGCAAGAUGGAAACUAUUUCUACCUCCAAGCCGUGCAAGGGUGUUUAUAUCUUCAUAUACACUUGCAAAAAGGCGACGACUUGAAAAGUAUCAAUUCAUCUGGUGCUGCCAUGAGAGAAGUGAUAUAUGAGCAGAUCAUCCGAAAUCUUGAGAAAGCGCUAAAUCCUGAAGGACCUAAACGGAAACGGCGAGAAUCCUUUUCUGAGCGCCCUCAUUCGAAGAGACUGCAUUCAGAUGAGCUUUUGGAAGUAGCGGAUCGAAAAUUAGAAGGUCUGAGCGAACGUUGUACUAAAAGUGCUCUUGCUAUCUUACCAUUUCAGAGAGGGAUGGUUCCAUCUCGGGCGACCCACGAUACCGGCGUAAACCGCUUCUUUGGGCACGAUGGUGCAGAAAGACCAUCACAAAACUCUCUGCGUUCAAUGACUACAGCCAUCAACGCGGCGAGUACGGCUCCGCCAAGGCGUGAAUACUUCAAUGUAGCCGUUAUAUGCGCUAUUGUUACAGAGUACAACGCUGUUUGCCAAAUCUUUGACGAGUUUUGGGAUGAAGAAGGAGAUCAGUAUGGAAGAGCACAAGGAGAUCUCAACACUUAUACUACUGGCCGCAUCGGCAAGCACAAUGUUGUCUUGGCUCUUCUUCCACAUAUUGGAAAAUCUAAUGCUGCUGCCGCCGCCGCUAAUUUUAGAUCAAGCUAUACGAACGUGGAGUUGGCGCUCGUUGUAGGCGUCUGUGGAGGCGUACCUCGAGUUGGGGGCUAUGAAGAAGAUGAGAUUCUCCUAGGUGAUGUUGUCAUCAGCAGAGCUGUUGUCCAAUAUGACUUUGGCAGAAAGUAUGCCGAGAAGUUCAUCCGCAAAAACACUUUUGAAGAUAACUUGGGCAAAGCAACAAAGAAUAUCCAAAGUUUGCUUAAAAACUUUGAAACCGAUCGCGGUCUGAGCUUACUGCAGAACCAGACAGCCCAGUUUCUAAUACAGCUGCAAAAUAAGCGAUCAGGAAACAAAAAAAGGUUACUUAAUAAGUACCGAUAUCUCGGAACAGCCAAAGACAGAUUAUUUAGAUCAGAUUAUCGCCACAUGCAUCGCGGUUUUCAUGGCCACUGCUGUAGCAUUUGUGGUAGCGGCUCUGGUGUUGUAUGCGAAGAGGCUCUAAAUGCCACUUGCGAGGAUUUGGGAUGUGAAGGAAAUUAUGUCGUCGAGAGAGCGCGCCUUCAAGAGAAGCAUGAGCUUGAACUAAACAGUUCCGAGGAAGCUCAAGCACCAGCGAUCCAUCUCGGCGCCGUUGCUUCGGGCGAUACAGUCUUAAAAUCGGGAAGAGAUCGCGAUGAGAUCGCGCAAAAAGAAGGUGUUAUUGCCUUUGAGAUGGAGGCAGCGGGUAUUUGGGGAGAGAUUCCUUGUAUCAUCGUCAAGGGCGUCUGUGACUACGCGGAUUCUCACAAGAAUAAGCAGUGGCAAGAUUAUGCUGCUGCAACGGCAGCUGCUGCCGCGAAAGCCCUUUUAUAUAGGUAUCCCAGGACAGAGAAAAGCCAGACAUGGGUAGACUAA